Diaporthe amygdali is the source of this 510-nucleotide messenger RNA. RefSeq lists its product as uncharacterized. The transcript is spliced from 2 exons. Gene Ontology annotation, molecular function: mitochondrion autophagosome adaptor activity. Lineage: Eukaryota; Fungi; Ascomycota; Sordariomycetes; Diaporthales; Diaporthaceae. The record is from RefSeq and is a predicted model, not a curated record. The coding region runs from base 1 to 510 and encodes 169 amino acids. Gene Ontology annotation, biological process: mitophagy.
AUGGCAACAUCCGAUAUCCCAAUGCAGGUGGCAGAGACGAUCCAGACAGCGCACAUCAACCGGGCGCCAUCGGCCCAGCACGACCUCAACCCGUCCACGGCCGCCGACACGAGGGAGCCCGUCCACCUCGACAAGGAGGAGCUCGGCGCCGCCCACGAGGACGAGGACGAGGAUGACAUCCCCGUCAGCGUGCUGAGGCCCGCCAGGCGCUUCUCGCACCUGCCGCCCAUCCCCGACCUGCGCUUCGAGCAGAGCUAUCUGCACAGCAUACAGGAUGCCAAGUCGUGGUGGAUGGUCGCCUGGAUCACCUCGCGGGACCAGAUCAUGAUGCCCAUGUUACAAGGCGUUGUCUACAACCUUGCCUGGUGUGGCUGGCAGUAUUGGAACAAGAACGCCCAGAUGAGCGGGAACUCAAUAGGUGCUCAGGUCCGGAGGUGGUGGUGGGGCGUCAACAACUGGCCGAUUCCUUCAGAGCCGGUGAAGAGGGAGAAAAACUGGUUCCGUCGAUGA